Oncorhynchus mykiss (rainbow trout) is the source of this 1464-nucleotide messenger RNA. NCBI's taxonomy places the organism in Eukaryota, Metazoa, Chordata, Actinopteri, Salmoniformes, Salmonidae. The record is from RefSeq and is a predicted model, not a curated record.
AUGCGUCGCACACAGCAGCAGCUCCAGCUUCCUGCUCACAGCUUCCUGUUUCCUGUAACACAGCUACAGCCUCCUGUAUUCUACAGUACCCACGUCCAUUCAGCUACAGCCUCCUGUAUUCUACAGUACCAGGUCCAUUCAGCUACAGCCUCCUGUAUUCUACAGUACCCACGUCCAUUCAGCUACAGCCUCCUGUAUUCUACAGUACCCAGGUCCACUCAGCUACAGCCUCCUGUAUUCUACAGUACCCACGUCCAUUCAGCUACAGCCUCCUGUAUUCUACAGUACCCAGGUCCAUUCAGCUACAGCCUCCUGUAUUCUACAGUACCCACGUCCAUUCAGCUACAGCCUCCUGUAUUCUACAGUACCCAGGUCCAUUCAGCUACAGCCUCCUGUAUUCUACAGUACCCACGUCCAUUCAGCUACAGCCUCCUGUAUUCUACAGUACCCACGUCCAUUCAGCUACAGCCUCCUGUAUUCUACAGUACCCAGGUCCAUUCAGCUACAGCCUCCUGUAUUCUACAGUACCCAGGUCCAUUCAGCUACAGCCUCCUGUAUUCUACAGUACCCAGGUCCAUUCAGCUGCAGCCUCCUGUAUUCUACAGUACCCACGUCCAUUCAGCUGCAGCCUCCUGUAUUCUACAGUACCCACGUCCAUUCAGCUACAGCCUCCUGUAUUCUACAGUACCCACGUCCAUUCAGCUGCAGCCUCCUGUAUUCUACAGCUGCAGCCUCCUGUAUUCUACCGAGGGUCGAGUGUCUGUGGGUUUUUGUUUUUUCCCAAUUCAAUUAAAACCUAGACAACCAGAUGAAGGGAGAUCCUUACUAAUUAGUGACCUUAAUUCCUCCAGCAAGAACGAGGGUUGGGGCGAAAACCUGCAGACACUCUGUCCUCCGUGCAAUGAGUUCGUGGUCUGUUUGCUACUGUGUGAAAUCCUGCAAUGUGGCUUUGCUUGAAUUCCUCCCCGUUUCUUCAUCUCUCAAAGGAUGGCAGCCUUUUCUAAAACUCUGUCUGAAUACUGUCAGAGCCGUAGCCUAGCCUGUGUAUGGCUUAUGAACCUCUCUCUAUAACACGGUCUGAAUACUGUCAGAGCCGUAGCCUAGCCUGUGUAUGGUUUAUGAUCCUCUCUCUAUAACACGGUCUGAAUACUGUCAGAGCCGUAGCCUAGCCUGUGUAUGGUUUAUGAACCUCUCUCUAUAACACGGUCUGAAUACUGUCAGAGCCGUAGCCUAGCCUGUGUAUGGCUUAUGAACCUCUCUCUAUAACACGGUCUGAAUACUGUCAGAGCCGUAGCCUAGCCUGUGUAUGGUUUAUGAUCCUCUCUCUAUAACACCGUCUGAAUACUGUCAGAGCCGUAGCCUAGCCUGUGUAUGGUUUAUGAUCCUCUCUCUAUAACACGGGCGUAGGCCUGUAAUAUAUUCAGGCGCUGCAUUUCAUUUAAUACGCAUGUUGACUUUAAAAAA